AUGGUGAAGCAGACAGGAAGAUACGCUCUGUUUCAAGCGACACCGGAUUCCGAGUUCGUGAAGGAGAUGUACGGAGGUUACUUCAACGUAUUCGUCUCGGCUUUUGGAGACGAAGGAGAGCAAUGGGACCUUUUUCGUGUGAUCGACGGAGAGUUUCCCGAAGACGAAGAUCUUGAUACGUAUGACGGAUUCGUCAUUAGCGGGAGUUUGCAUGACGCUUUCGCAGAAGAGGAUUGGAUCAUCACGCUUUGCUCUGUUUGUCGAAAACUUGAUGCGAUGAAGAAGAAAAUACUUGGCAUAUGCUUUGGUCACCAGAUAAUAUGUAGAGUAAGAGGUGGGGAAGUGGGAAGGGCUCGUAGAGGACCAGACAUAGGCCUCAGUAACAUAACCAUCGUUCGAGAUAUGAUCGAACCGGGUGGUUACUUCGGUGAAGAAGUUCCCGAGUCUUUGACGAUCAUAAAAUGUCACCGAGACGAAGUACUUGAGCCUCCUGAAUCGGCCAAAGUCAUUGGAUUCUCGAGCAAGUACGACGUUGAGAUAUUCUCUGUGGAAGAUCACUUGCUUUGCAUUCAAGGCCAUCCCGAGUAUAACAAGGAGAUCCUCUUGGAGAUCAUCGAUCGUGUCAAAAAGAUCAAUUUCAUCGAGGAGGAACUUUUGGAGAAAGCAAAGGGUUCGAUAGAGAAGGUCGAACCAGACACGCAGCGUUUACACAUGCUUUGCAAGAAUUUUCUCAAAGGACGAACCAACUUUGUUUGA
Molecule: messenger RNA, 756 nt
Organism: Microthlaspi erraticum
Lineage: Eukaryota; Viridiplantae; Streptophyta; Magnoliopsida; Brassicales; Brassicaceae
Source: the annotation of a GenBank genome assembly